ACACGUGCAGUAGUACGCGCGCUGUGGACCUGUUGUUUUCUUCAAUCAAAUUUAAUGAUAAAAUGGGUCUAACUAAACAAUAUUUGGCAUAUCGCGCCAUAGACAGUUUUAAUAUCAUCGUUUCUGGUCGCGCCAAUGUAAAUUUCGCCGUACUUGAGAAGAGCGAGGGCCGCUUUGCUGCAGCUCCGGCGGCUGAGAAUGUUAUCAUUUGGGAUUUACGGAUGGGCGAUCGUAAGCUCACGCUACGGCGUGAAAAGCAAGAAGUCACCGCCUUGCGCGUCUCACCUGAUCAUCUACACAUUGCCGUGGGCUAUGCGGACGGCGUAGUUCAGAUCUUUGAUCUAAGCUCACGCACUUAUUACGAUGCGAUUUGCUCCCUGGCAUUACACAAAAAUGCCGUCAGUGUGUUGCGCUACGAUGCGCAUGGCAUGCGGUUAGUGAGCGGCGGAUUGGACACAGAGCUCGUCGUUGUAGAUGUGGUGGAGCAGGCGGGACGUCAACGUCUGAGCGGCCACAAUGCAGCUGUUACGGAUGCGCACUUUUUGCAACGAUUAGUCGAGCAGGACAUUGUGGUUAGCUGUUCAAAGGAUACACAAAUCAAGUUUUGGAACUUGGAGACACAGUUCUGCUUCAAAACUAUUGUUGACAAUCGCACCGAAAUAUGGGGUUUGGCCUUGAUAAACGACCUAAUGGUUGCUGGCGCUGGUGAGAGCGGUAUGAAUGUCUAUCGACUUCGCAAGCGGGAAGACAAUGCAGCGCAAUCACUGGAGAAAGCUGUCGAGGGCCUAGCCAUAGAUGACGAGGACACAAUAAGCCCGCUGUCCGUCAGUAACUGCGGCACAAUACAGCGUGCGGGCAAAGGACGCACCGUAAAUUUAGUGGUCGAUCCCAACGAGCGUGUGCUAAGCUGUCACGGCACGAAUGAUCUUAUUGAAAACUUUUACAUUUGCAAUGCAGAGGAAGCCAAGCAACGACUGGCAAAGCGACUAAAAAAGGCGCGCAAAAAGAUGCAGGAGGGCGGAGAGCAAGAGGAUGAGGAGCAUAUUUCCAAAGAGCUUUCACUCAGCGAUGAAAUUAAACGCCUGGAAAGCAUCAAAACGAAACAGAAAAUCAAAUCUAUUGAUGUGCUACUUGGCCAGAACCAAGAGGUACGCGUGUUGGUCAGCCUGUCCAAUAACAGUAUGAGUCUGUACUCCCUGGAGGCUUCGCUCAAGUCCCGGAAGCCAAAGGCUAAGUCAAGUGAGCCCACGGACACCAGCGUCAAGCUGUUGCGGUCGCUAACACGGCUCGGUCAUCAGUCGGAGGUACGUUCCGUGUGCUUUAGCAACGAUUCGCUUGCGAUUGGCUCUGGCGCCGGGGAUUCUUUUAAAUUUUGGGAUCGCGACGCUAUGCAAUGCCUACGAACUAUGCCCACAGAUUACAUACUCUGCUCUCGCUUUGUGCCCGGCGAUCGGUAUGUGCUGCUGGGCAUGAAGAGCGGAAAACUGCUGAUUGCAGACGUGGGUGCAGCGGACAUUGUCGAAGAGAUACCCGCCCAUGACAGCGAACUCUGGAGCAUAGCUUUGCUGCCGGAUCAGAAGGGCUGUGUCACGGGCAGCAGUGAUACGACACUGAAGAUCUGGACAUUUGAGCUGAUCGAUUCCGAGGGCGAGAGCCACACUCAAACCAAGGUGCUUUCGCUGCUGCACAAAAAUACGCUCAAGCUGGAGGAAACGGUGCUCUGCGUGGUCGUUAGCCCGGACAUGAAGUACCUUGCCGUUGGCCUGCUAGACGCCACAGUAAAGAUCUUCUUUCUGGACACGUUUAAGUUCUACUUGUCGCUAUACGGACACAAAUUGCCAGUGCUCUGCAUGGACAUCUCGUAUGACUCCCAGAUUAUAGCCACUGGUUCCGCCGACCGUAACAUAAAGAUCUGGGGACUCAAUUUCGGCGAUUGCCAUCGCUCGAUCUUUGCACAUGACGAUUCUGUGAUGUCGCUACAAUUUAUACCCAAGACGCACAUGUUCUUCAGCUGCGGCAAGGAUGGCAAAGUCAAGCAGUGGGAUGGCGAUUCCUUUGAGAAGAUACAGACCCUGCCUGGCCACAUUGGCGAGGCGCACUGUUUGUCCGUGUCGCCCAAUGGCCGCUAUUUGGUAACCUGCGGCUCAGAUCGGACUCUGCGAAUGUAUGAGCGCACAGAGGAGACAAUCGUGCUAAAGGAUGUGCAGGAGGAGGAGCGUGAGCAGAUGGAAAACGAGAAACUGGCCACCGGCGAGGAUAAUAGCGUUCCAUUGCUGCCAGGCCUAAAGCUGCCCUCUCGGAAAACAGUUGGCUCCGAGCAGGCUGCCGAGUCCAUCAUGGAGUGCCUGGAAAUAUCAAAACAAUACGAGCUGGAGCACGACGAGAAACCAGAGCUACAUCCCCUGAUGAUCGCAUUGCAAGUGAAAAAUCCAAUAGAUUUCCUUGUCACAACCUUGAUGCGAAUACGUACUUCGGACAUGGAGGAAGCGCUUCUAUUGCUGCCCUUCUCCAUGGUGUGUGAGCUGCUGGAACGCUUGCCUGCCCUAAUUAAACAGAGACCCGAUGAAGUGGAGCUUCUCUGUCGCGUAACCGUAUUCCUCUUCAAGGUUCACAUGAAACCCAUUACGGCAGCCAAGUCGAUGAAGCCGCUGCUUCUCAAGCUACUCGAGCUGCUCAAGCGCGAUGUCCAACAACUCCGCGACAUCAUGGGCUACAAUCUACACGCCCUCUCCCUGCUGCAGAGGGAGGUUGAGCAGCGCGAGGAUGUGCAGCUGUUCCGGGACGCGACGCUGGCGCGGCGGAAGCAAGAAAAGAAACGUCGAGCCGCCUCCAAGCGGCGUCUGCAGAUUCAAAUGGUGUGAACACAUUUUAAUAUAGGACUUAGAAAUUUUUUUUUAUCAAGACCGAAUCAAUAAAUGUACAGUUUAUUGAA
Molecule: messenger RNA, 2932 nt
Organism: Drosophila navojoa
Lineage: Eukaryota; Metazoa; Arthropoda; Insecta; Diptera; Drosophilidae
Product: WD repeat-containing protein 3
Biological process (GO): maturation of SSU-rRNA
Cellular component (GO): Pwp2p-containing subcomplex of 90S preribosome; small-subunit processome
Molecular function (GO): protein binding; snoRNA binding
Source: RefSeq, a predicted model, not a curated record